Molecule: messenger RNA, 8704 nt
Organism: Bursaphelenchus okinawaensis
Lineage: Eukaryota; Metazoa; Nematoda; Chromadorea; Rhabditida; Aphelenchoididae
Source: the annotation of a GenBank genome assembly
AUGGACUUCAAAUGCCAAUUUAACAAUUGUAAUGCUACAGUCGCGUACACAGACGUCCUUCAACACCUGCAAAAUCACAACCUGGACAAGGUUUGUUGUUGGGAAUCGUGCGAUGAGAUUGUGGACUGCCAAUCAGAUCUCUACGAACAUCUUCUCAAAGUCCACAUCAAGUACAACCCGGAAGGAUGUCAACAAUGUGGGAGAAGGUUCGCAGCGUUAAAUCGCUUGAUUAUUCAUCACAAAAAGGCUCAUACUAAGGAUUUUAAUAAGCAUGUAAGUGUUUUAGAUCAUUAUUCGAUUUUUAUGGACGUUAAGGCUACUUUUAAAAUAUGGCAGGCUUGUUUCGGUCUGUUGGAAUGAGUAAAUUUUGUUUUGUACUCAAAAACGGCUCAGAAGAAGGUAAAUGUAAAGGAAGAUUGCCACUAAAAUGAUUUGGGGACAUAUUUACUUUCGUACCGCUCGGUGAGAUUAUUAUUAGAAGAGUAGGCUCUUAUACCUAGAAUACUUUAGGCUAUUUUGAAUGGUAAUCACACCAAUUCUAGAUGGACUGCUACUGCCCAAUUGAUAAUUGCAUGUUCUCGUCACCAAACUUGUUGGCCGUUCAAAAACAUGCAUAUACAGAACAUGUGGACGCUGGUUUUAGCACUUUUAACAGUUUUUUAUUCUCAAACGUAAGUUCAGCUACAAAAAUUUAUUUUACAAUUUUGGCGUUAUUAGGUUUUAUAAGUUGUAAAUUUGUUAAAGUUGGGUUAGGUAUGGUAUUUGGAGCUUAGAUUAUAUUUUUUUUUAGUUUUGAUUAUGUUUUCUAUGUUAAAGUUGUGUCAAUUCAUAAAAUUUUCAAUAUUAUGUAAAAUUAUGGUUAUUAUUAAGGUAACGUCCUGUUUUAGAGAGUCCGAGUGAUUUUUGUUAACAACAAGAACUGGAGACAAAUAAUCAAGCAAUCUCUGCCAGAUCUCAUCACAUUUGAUGCCGAAUUCUGCGGUGAUCCCCUCCCGCACUUGCCAACACAAAUUGCAGUCUUGGAAAGACAUUUGGAUCAUAAUGUGCACGACUUCUCGGUCCAACUUGAAGAAAAGGAGAAUGAAAACACAAUGCAAGUUGAUUCACCGGCUUUGGCCGAGAAAAAACGUCAAAACUCAACCAACUUCACGACUGUAACUCAACCAAGUCGACAGAGUAACCCAUCAGAAAGACCUCGACAAGUACCUCAACAUGUUGUGGACAACAGUGUGGAUGAAGCCGAGAUUCAGCGUCAGAUCAAUUAUCAAAUGAAGUUUGUUGAUUUUACUCAAUUGAUUCGCGGAGGGUACCAGCAAAGUGAUGUUGAUCUAGUUUAUACCGCCGUCAGGGAUUACGUGAAUCAAAAACGUAAGUUUGUGAAUGUUAAUGAGGUUUUUUGGCAAAAUGUUACUGGUUUUUGUAGGUAUAGCUGGGCGGGGUGAUUUUUUUACAAAAAGAGAUUAAGUUCAAAUUGAAAAAGUUUUAAGUGAAGUUCUCUUCUAAUCUCUAGCUAACUAUUCCUUGCUUUCUAUAAUAAAUCUAAAAAAUAAUUUUACAGAUGUAAGAGAACGCUACAAAGACCUAUCAGAUUGUGUAACCUACACAAUUCAAUACCUAACUGGACAAAAGGUAGACUUUCGCUCAAACUCGCGUCAAUCAAAUGCAAGUUCUACAAGCUCUGCUAAGCAAAAGUCUUCUCAUUCUGACGUUCAUCAACUUCGUCAAGUCAAACGCGAGCAUGUUGAGCAAGCUCAAGAGCAUGCCAAUCAAUUUGCACCUUCAAUUUCACAUAGCAGAUCAAAUUCGACCAAUCAUCGAGUAGCCAAUGCUCAAAAAGCUCAACAACAAUAUCCGAGUGAAGGCAACAACAAUUGUUAUCCCAAUAAUAAUGGAAAUUUGAAUGCCAAUGUUGGUGUAGAUCACAUUAACGUCAAUAUUGAUGUAGAACAGCCGAGCAAUGCCGAGAAUUACUACGAUCCUCAUUUGGAUGCUCUUGGCUAUAAAAGAGUGGAUGGAUUGAUCAAUACAAGACCGGUGGUUUGCAAAAUGGAGCCGGGAGAAGAACAAGUGGUCGAGGAGAGCAUUGUUCAUCAAGGUGAUAUCUUAUCUGGAAUUCCAGCCGGAUUCUACGAGGAAGAAGUCGAAGGUAAUACUGAGUUUCAUUGUUAAAACAUUAUUUAUGAUUUUUUUGGGUUGGGGCAGAAUAACAACAUGAAUCAUGUUGUUAUUGUUACAUGAUAGGGCCUAAGUUGUUCUUAAUGGUUUGGUUUAGGUCUAUUGUGUAUGGUUUUUCGUGUUUUUAUGUUGAUUUUGAGGUUUAUUAUUGGUUUUUGAGCUAGGUUUAUUUGUUUUUAGGGUUUCGAUUUGGAUUCUAUUGAAAUUAAUAUAACUUUUUUCUUGUCAUUGUUUAUUUUGAGGUUUUUCUAAUGUUUGACUUUAGCACUUUUUAGUUUUUUAAGUUUGUCGACUGUGUGUGAUGUGCCGUGCUUCAGGGUGAAAAUCUUUCUUUUAUAUUAGACCUUGGCCAAGCUUGGGGUUAAUUUUAUACUAGGCCUUAGGGUUUAACUUUUAGGCUCAGUCUAUGUUGAUUUGGGUAGGUAAAAGUUUUUUUUUCGUUUGAUAUGAUAUGUUCCUUGGCCAUUUUUCUAUUUUUGAUGAAUUUCAUGGAUUUUUUCAAGACUUCAGGGGUCGUAUUGGUGAAAAAUUUUUGCAAUUUUUAGACUUAUUUUUACAGUUUUUUUUUUAAUUUUUAAAAAUUUUUUGUUGUUUGUCUUGUUUUGUUUCAGUUUUUUGCAAAUAAACUCUUUUUUUCAUUUUUAGUCUUGUCAUACAGCAGUUAUACUUGUCGAGUAUAUUACUCAUUCUUUUGCUUUUAUAUUUACAAGCUAUAUCUACAACAUUUCGAUAUUUUUCUUGAUUCUUGUGGUGUUUAAAGGUUUUAUUCUUGCUAAAACGGAGGAUAUUAUCUUAAAGUAUGGCAUUGUUAAUCAAACACAUAAUUUUUUAAUGAGCGUUUAUUUUAAUUAGUUUAUCAGCUAUAUAAAGCCUUUUACAAAAGCUGUAGUUUUUUGUGUCACAAAUUUUUAUCAAUAUUAUUUAUGUUAGCUACACUAUCUUUCUAAAAAUGAAUAACCUAGCUAAUAACCUCUUAUUUCCAGAUGAAGAAGAUCAAGAAGAACCCAGUUCAAGCAUGGAUCCAUUACAACAAUCACUGCCAGAAUCUAACAAUUUUUCCGAAUCGGGUGCUUCAGCCACUUCGAACCCUUUUGGACAAUCAACUGGCACCGUUGUUGGCCAAAAUGUCACGGAAUUUUUGAAAAACAUCUUCAUGAAGGUGGAUCAGGCCAAGAAGUUGGGUGCUUUUCCAACGAACGUGAAUUCUGAAGGCAGUUAUGGUUCUAAUCUCAACAGUGAUGGUGAUAUUGAUCUGAGGGCUUUGCCAAGGGACACGGAUUUCCGAGGAGGUUUAAAUCAACAAGAGGAUGGAUUAGGUCAACAACAAGGUCGAGUAAAUCAACAGCAAGUUCGAACAAAUCAACAAAGUCUCGAUAUGAACAGGAAAAAGGAUAAUAUUCCAGGUGGGCAUUUUAUACGUCAGGAUGAGCAUCUUCAUGUUAAUGUUGAUCAAGGUGAAUAUAUUGUUACUGAUUGUCCUGAAAAGCUUGUUGAUGAUGAAAAUGUUAAUGUUGGUGUAGAGAGUCAUGUUGAUAAUGAUUUUCGCUCUGUAAAUCGACCGGACAAUGAUAUCAGUUAUCGAAACGAUCCUUGUUUUCGAUCUGAUAGUCAUAUUGAACCUUCUUUACCUAAAAAUCGACCAGAAAGUUAUGUUGAAACUAAUUCUUUACCUAAAAAUCGACCAGAAAGUCAUUUUGCAGCUGGUUCUUUAUCUAUAAAUCAACCAGAAAUUUCUUCUGUUAAUCAAAAUCAACCGUUAGACACACCUUUACAGUUUGGCGACGUUACCACGUCUUCCGACGACUCAUUGAAUCCAAUUUCAGCUCACAACCAGCUACAACAACAAAUCCUCGAUGAAUUCGACCAAACAUUGUCUUCGUCUGUAACAUCUCCACCGAAUCCACGUGCCAAAAGCCACAACGGGUCGUUGCUACCUCAACGGGACGGCGUUUCAAAUCUACCUCAACUUGACGAUGUUCCACAUGGUUUGAAUGUAAAGCUAGGGAUUCAAGACGAUGAAAGUGGGUAUCAAGAGCAAGAACGGAACAAUGGAUACGGAGACAUGGAGAUAGAUUAUAGCCAAGAUUCACUACAAGAUAGCAGUCAAGUCUCAGGAAAAGUCAGUAGUCAAGAUUCAGUACAAAUCAUCGACGAAGUACCUCAGGAUCCGCUUGAUUACAUGAAGAAGUUUCGGGAUUAUACUGGUCAGAAGUCAUCGAACGUGCUAACCAACUCGAAUCAAACUCGAUUAGGCUCGAGUUUAGGAUCGAAACUGCUCCAAAACUCGGGAAAACCCUUAAUGUACCAAAAAGGCCUAGAAAGACGAGUUUUUUACUCGGAACGAAGACCUAUCACUUCGUACAAAGAUAGACGGCGAAGAUGCCAUAGACAAUAUGAAUAUGACAGUGGCAAUGACCGACAUUAUUCGUGUGACAGUGAUGAUCGAAAGUAUUCUGACAGCGGAUCAGGAAGGUAUAGAGAUAGAUUCGCAGAACAUAACCGAAGAUUCUACGAAAGAAAGGAAUUCAGAAGAGAAAGUGAUCGUAAGCAAAAGUCGAAAGGAGGUGAGGAUAAUCGUAAGAAGGUGUCAAUUGAGGGUCGGAAAGAUCAAGAAAAACAUGGUGAUGAUGGAAAGGAAGAUGAAGGUACGAGUGAAGGAACGGCAAACGAUGUGCUUAAAGCUUCUCUCAGACUAAGGAUUCAGUAUCCCAGAGCUGAUCACAUCACUGAUUUUAUCAAUAAGGUAAGACUUUUAAUUUGAAUAGUUUUAAAGCCUUCUAAAAGACUAACAAUUGUAAGAACAGAGACACAAAUAUAGUUUAACUUACAAGGAAAGUGCUUGACCUGUCCUGCUCUGAUUGAAUUCAAACUUUUUGUAUAUUUAGAAAGGUCAUGUGAAUAUAGGAUUUGCAACAAAGUACCACAUUGCGCUUUCCAAUCUCGAAAAAAUCGACAUCAAAAAAUUACUAUUUGAAUUUCCCGCUAAAUUGGCAUUGUGUUUCAAGCAUAAAACUUUGUUGUUUUAUGACUUUUAAUUGUUUUUCUGCGAUAUGCUAGUAGAAAACCUUUAAAUGAACCUAGGUUUUUAAAGUUGUAAGCGUAGAUUGUCUAGAAAGUCAAACAACUGCUUGAAACACAAUGCCAAAUUUGCCAAAUUGGCGGGAAACCCAAAUAAUUUAAAUUUAAAACUCAAAAGCGCGAGCUAAAAUUUUUCAUGGGUGCUAUUGGUGGUACAAAGAAUUCAUAUAAAAAUUUUGAGCUGAUUCUGGGCUGGGCCGGUCGGGUACUUUCUGUGUUACUUCGGAUAUUAAUAUUAACAAAAAAUUUUUAAAAAAGCAUUUUUUAAUUUUAAAUUAUCAUUACUUUUCGCUUUUACUUUUACUUUCAAUUUUAAUUGUAUAACUUUCAGCAAGAUGAAAGAUCGAGAAAAAUCAGCAUGACCCGAAUUUCCAGCUCUCGAUCUUCUAGUAAUUCAUCCGAAUCGUCUCGAGUAAUUUCGGCCCAAGGACACAACCGACGAAGUACAUCGACAGAGUCAACCCGACAAAGACGUCGAAGACGCAGUAUAUCAAAUGAUUCAAGAAGUCAUCGCAGAAGAGAAGAUUCUAGUGGAUCAAGCCAACGAACUUACUACAGAAGGCGAAGUCGAAGUAGAUCAAGUUAUAAUAGACAUAGACGUUCCACAAGCACUUCGAGUACAGAAAGAGAUCACACAAAGAGAAGGUCUUCAAGUAGAACAAGUUCAAGGAACAAAGGAAGUGAGAGAAGAACAGAAACGCCGAUUAGUGAUGAUGACAAGAUCUCGAAGUUGAGGAAGGCUGCCGAGAGUGUGCCAGGCAGCUCAUACCGAGUGGACAAAUCGGGUAGGCUCAGAUAGAUCUCAUUUUAUAGUACAGUCAAACUUCUUUAGUAUGACACUCAAGGGACUGGUUUAAACUUGUCUUUAUAAUCUGACAUUCAAGAGAUUGGUCCGAACCUGAUUUUAUACUCAGGGUGACACAAUACCCAUGUACUUUUGGAUAGGGGUUUUAUUACAAAAGGCGCUCAAGAAGCUGCUAUUAUAAAGAGGGUGUAGUGCUAUAGAGGGUCAUACUAAAGAGGUUUUACUGUAGAUAUUAACCUUAAAAACGAACUUAUUCCUAUAUUUUGAUAGAUAUUAACCUUGGAAACAGUUAUUCUUAUAUUUCUUUCCCAACCGGUGAAUUAUUAUAUAGAUAUUACCUUUAAAAGCAUUGUUAUCAAGAGUUUAUCAAAGUUUUUAUUUUUGAAUAUUAUAUAUUAAUAUAAGCCUUGUAAAACGACGUUUUUUAUUUUUUGAGCUAGUAGCACCUAGCAAGCAUGAUAACUUCGUAAAGUUGUUGCCUUUUUUCAUUUUUCAACUGCCAUUUUUUAUUAUUAUACUCUGGUGUUUUUCUUUUUUGUGCUUCCUAUCUAUUUACUAAUGUUCUUCCUAUCAUUGACUAAUAAUUUUAUUUUUUAUACGAAAUUUUAUAAAAUACUGAUGUCAAAAAUCAUAUCUUGCAUAACGUGAUUGAAAGCUUUCAUACCUUUUUCAUUUUGAGCAUGGAAAACGAACCCCUUUUGUGUGUGAAUAACAUGUUCAAAGUCUACGAACUUACAAAUUUUUUCAUUUUUUACAUAUUUGAAUAAACAUUGCACUGUAUUCACAGAGAUUAGUUGAAAAAAUUAUUUUUUUGAUAAGGGAUUUCUAAAAUUUAGAGUCUUGAUUAGAUUACUAGGAUUGGGCUGAUAUUAUUGUCGAGGUGUGAUGAGGGAGAGAUGAAAAAAUUUUUUUUAAAGAUUAUGGUUUUGUGGCACUAGGACAAAUGCGGUUUUUGGAUAUUUGCGGAUUUUUUAGAGUUUUUUUUUAUUUUUUAGUUAAUUUAGUUGUAGUAUGGUACUAAAUAGUACUAAGUUUAAAUUGGUGCUGUUUUAAUAUUUUUUGGUGCUAAAUGGUACUAAAAGUCUAAAAUUGUGCUGUUUUUAUAGUUUUUGGUACCAAAUGGUACUAAAGUUCAAAUUGGUACUGUUUAAUAUUUUUUUGGGGUUAAAUAGUACUAAAUUUUAAAUUGGUACUGUUUUUUAUAUUUUUUGGUACUAAAUGGUACUAAUUUUUAAAUUGGUACUGUUUUUAUAGUUUUUGGUACUAAAUGGUACUAAAAUUCCUAAAUGGUAAAAAAUAUAAAAACAGUACCAACCUGACCCUUUAGUACCAUUUAGUACCAUACUAAAACUAAAUUAACCAAAAAAUUUAAAAAACCUUUGAAAAAUCCGCAAAUGUUUAAAAUCCGCAAGUGUCAAAAAACCGCAUUUGCCCUAGCGCCGGUUUUGUUACUGUUUUGAUUGUGACAUUAUAUUCAUAAGCCUUGCCGGUCGAUUUUCCUUUAAUUGUGGAAUUUGACUCUGUGGUUUUAAAUUUUUGGAAACUCAAAAGCAGGACAAGAACAAUAUGAACAUCAAAUUACAAAUGACCCUUUUUUAGUCGUUUUACCAGCAGUAUCUAGUGAAGAAGAAAUGCCAGUUGGUGUACCACUUCAACGAAAUUUGAUCACAAUCAAUGUGAACAACGACAGUUACACCAUGGAACGAGCGGCGCGAGCCGACAGACUGGCCUUGCCAAAGAAUCAGGACGUUAACAAAGACAAAACGGCUCUUAUUGUCUAUGGGAGUUACAGUGGGACUGAAAAGCAGUUUAGGUAUGUUUAUUUAUUCAUUUAUUGUAGUUGGUAUUUAGGUUAGCGAAAGUAUUAUAAUUUCGUUUUGGGUUUGACCCGUUUUAUCUAGGCCAAUAUUUUAUUGGCUUACAAUGAGGGUACUCCACCGCUUCGCUCAUGCUUAGCUCCAAUUGUUUACAUGAAUUCUUUGAGCUACCUAUAGUACCUAUAAAAAAUUUUAGCUCGCUCUUUUCAGUUUUAAAAUUAAAAUAUUUGGUUUCCGUCAAUUUGGCAAAUUUGGCAUUGUGUUUCUUUUUUGAUGUUUUAUAUAAGAUAGGCUUACAAAUUUAAAAGUGUAUGUUCAUUUAGAGCUUUCCUACCAGUAUAUUGAAGAAAAAUGAUUAAGAGUCAAAAAACGACGAGGUUAUAAGCUUGAAACACAAUGCCAAUUUGGCGGAAAUUCAAAACGUAAUUUUCUAAUCUCCAUUUUCUCAAUAUUUCCUAGACAGCGCGAUGUAGUACAUUGCUGAAGACCUUAUAUUUACAUGAUCUUUCUGUAUAAAAAGCUUGAAUUCAAUCAGAGCCAUGUCAUGUUGGGUACCCCUUCUCUGUUGGUCGAAAAGAACGUCUAAUCCGCCGUUCAUACUAAUGCUAGAAAGCCAGUGGAGACAGGCACGCUAUUAGCUAUUAUCUAAUGUAACAGUGCGAACUAUAAUAUAAUAUAAAUCAAUUUUAACUACUAGAUUUAUAGGAACUUUGUGAACACGUUUGGAAGAUGUAGUGUCGUUCAAAUCAAGCCGGUUCGAAGCAAUAUGGCCAGCUUCUUUUGUCAGUUCAAGGACCCAAAAAUGGCUUACAAACUGUUUCUUCGGUAA